Molecule: messenger RNA, 4281 nt
Organism: Pogona vitticeps (central bearded dragon)
Lineage: Eukaryota; Metazoa; Chordata; Lepidosauria; Squamata; Agamidae
Gene: TMEM200C
Product: transmembrane protein 200C
Source: RefSeq, a predicted model, not a curated record
UUGCCGCCCUGCCGCAAUUCCUCUGUGUCAUGGCUCCCGUCGCCUAGCAACAGCCACGGGUCCGGCGGCCGCCGCCGGCAGCAGGAGCAGACGUGUCGCGGAGACCCCUCCAGGAACCGGAGCAGAAGCGCCGAAUCAACUGCAGCUCCGCCGGCGGCCGAGAGGAGCGACCAGCUUCCGGAGGCGGCGGCGGCGGCGGCGACAACCACAACAAGAAGAGCAAGCAGCAGCAGCAGCAGCAGCCGCCUCCGCCAGGCGGGAAGCGGGGGAAGGCAGAGACCGCCCGGCGCAGGGCGAUCCCCAGCGAGGCCGGCAAGGAAGGAGGAUGCCGAGAAGAGGAGGAGCGGGAAGCGCAGUUCGGAGAAACUCCUUCUUGCCGCCCUCCUCCUCCUCCUCCUCAUCAUGGUCCGCUUCCGUGGAUGCGAGGAAGCUGCCGAUCGCGGUGCAAUCGCUGCUUUAAUGGGGAUUUAUUGGAGCCAGCGGCCGCGCUAAAGAGCCGGAAGGGAGCCAGCCAGCCAGCCAGCCGGCGCAGCGAAGACCGGGGAGGGGGGGCAGCGGCAAUUGUGUGCCUUCUUCUUUGGCGAGGGGUCCCUUGCCGGCGGGGCUGCAAAGUUUCUCCAUGGUUUCUCGUCGGUCCCCGAGGAACUUGCCCGGGGCUUGGCCCUCCCCCGAUUUCGCCCGGUAAGGGAGGGACGUGGGGCUUCAACGACGCGGUGGCAAAACGCUGCCAUUUUGAGCCACCGAUUCACCCGGAGAUCCUGAAAACCCACUGCCUGUCCCGCGCACGCACGCGCGCGCACAUACAGACACACAUACAAGCACACACGCAGACACUUGAAACCCGCCUGCUCAACAAGGCUGGGGCUGUGAUGAUGGCUUGAGUUCAUCAGGAUCGCUUCCCCCCCCUUCUCGCCCUCCCCUCGCGCCCCACCUUCCCUUCAGAGCAGCAGCGUUGGCUCCCUUUCUUUCCGGAAAACUCGGGGGUGGCGGGAGAGAGGGAGAGAUGGUGUUGGGAAGGUUAUGAAAUGAGGGACGGAGGCGCAGCGCCGGGAAGGGGCUCGGACUCCGGGGCGCAGGAGAGGGCAGGGGCGAGGCGUCCGAGAGGUUGAAAGUACCUUUGGUGGAUCGGUUCUUCAAGGAGUGAGUUACUGUGAUUUGGGAAAAAGUUGGACGAUCUGGCGGUCCCUGGCCGGGGACUUGCUCGAGAGCCGGCGGCAUCCCUCCGCGCUCCUUGGAUUGCCCGCUCGGGGCCCUUUGAUCCGCCGCCAGACGGACUGUGCAUCAUGCGGGGAUUGUCGGAGGCGUCCUUCCGAAAGUGUCCCCCCGGAAGCGCUGGCAAACUUUGCUAAUUACACGAUGUAGGACGACGCAGCACCAGGAACUGGAGCUGCUGUCAGGAACAGUGCCCAGGAUAGCCAGCCAUGAUCGCCACUGGAGGCCUCUUGAGGAUUUCAGCCAGGAAACAGGAUCCCUUGAGACCUCAGAGCCAAGUCCCGAAACGCAAGCGCAAAGUCAAAAAGAAACGCAAGAAUGAUGUGGUGGUGGUGAAGGGUAAACUCAAGCUGUGCUCCGUCUCAGGCCUCAUUGCUCUCUGCGGUAUAUUGGUGCUGCUUGUGGGAAUUGCAUUGGCGGUAGUAGGCUACUGGCCCAAGCCCCUUUACCGGGCAGGGAACCUUGGGGGCAAACAGUUUUCACCACCACAUGGGAGUGCUGCCCAAAGCCACUCCAGAAAUCAGACAGAGGACUCAGGAGAAUCUCACCCGGAAGGCUCAAGAACAAAUUCCUCUUCCACAGGUAGCAAGAAGAUCCUCCUUCCGUCCUCACCUGCCCCCUCACCCACCUCAAGAGGCUUCCUUUUUCAGCUUUUCUCAAGAUAUUUGCAUUCAGACAAGCUUAAGGUGCUUGGACCCCUCAUUAUGGGCAUUGGCAUUUUCCUUUUCAUUUGUGCCAAUGCUGUGCUUCAUGAGAACCGCGACAAAAAGACCAAGAUAAUCAACUUGAGGGACCUGUACUCCACGGUCAUAGAUGCACACAGCCUUCGAACCAAGGAUGGGGCCUCCUCAUCUGCUGUUGCCCCAGUGCCAAUCAAUGGCUUUGUUAACUAUGUACAACCCCGGGGACUUGAGCUGAAGCCUGGCAGCAGUUCUGGGGAAGCCUUAGGGGCUCCUGCCAUGCUAGCCAAGACCAUCUGGCAUCCUGCGGUGAGUGCUCCCCUCUCCCCUCCAGACUUGGCUUCAUCACCACGCCGCUUAUCCUUCUCUUCCCAGCAGCAACAGCCCCCUAGCUUGGCUGAGGCUGUGUACAGCAUCUACCGGGAGAGAGCAGCCUUGUCUAGGACUUCUCGCAGCCCACCUUGUAGCCCCCCUGGUGGCUGGGACCAGCGUAGCACCACCAGCUCCAUUGUGGGUUCCUCACUCAGCACCUUCACUUUGCUGCCACUGGCUCAAGGGGAGGUAUCCGAUGGAGACCACAGGCACUGGCAGAGGCCACUGGGGGAACGAGGGUCCAGGGAAAUCCCUCGGGGAGAGUUUGAACUCAGCCUGAAAGAUCUCAGGAGCAGCAGUGUAGACACUGAACAAGCACAUAAAAUGCUGCCCCAGAGGGGCAAGCGCAAGCUAGUUCUUCGGCGCCAGAGCACAAGCUGCCUCCCUGAUUUCAGGAGAUCCUUCUCCCCUGAACCCUCUCAGACUCUGGGAAGUAGCACUGACCUAGACUCCAGUCUUUUAGUUAAAGCUUCAUCUUCCAUGUACUCCAAAUCCCUUAAUCUGGGGGACUCUCCCCCUCCAGCAUCACCUGUGGGAAGGAGAGAUUCCCAGAGCUCUCAGUAUGGUCAAUACCAAAGCAAUAAGGGCUACACCCCACUGGAGGAGACAGGCACCUCUUUGGAAUCUGUUGCCAACACCCCAGCCCAUAAACCCCAAGACUGUGAUGUGAGCCCCAGCGGGGAUGCUGGCUCCUCUUCCAAGGAGGCCAGCAAAGAGCAAACAGAGCAGCAGCCUUUGAAAAUCCAGAGACAAUAUACAAAUAAAGAGAAACUUUUCAUGAUCUCCAGAUCAGAUGCCACAAUCAGGCUGGAGGAGGGAGAUCUGGAAGACACAGUCAUUUCCACCAAAUAAAAAUGGAGACAAGCACUGAAAUGACUUGUGAUCCUUCUGCCCCCUUGUGGAUCGAGGAAACUGGUCAAUACCCAAAGAGCUGAAGUACACUAUCCUUGAAUUGCAUCAAUAAAUUCCUGUCAAUGUCUUCAGGAAAAACAAAAAAACAGGAGUUUGUCGUGUUCAGUUCUGAUUCUAUAUUUCAAGCAAGCCAAAAUGCAUUGCACAUUGACAGUACAGUAAAUUCUUUGGAUCAAAGGAAAUGGAACAUUUUGACAGUAAUUGUGCACUUUACUGAUUUUUAAUUCUUGUUGAACUUCUCUCUCUCUCUCUCUCUCUCUCUCUCUCUCUCGCCAUGGCUCUAAUUGCACCCUCUUUCCCCAGCUUCAGAGCAAGACAGAACUUCAAGUCAUGAAAACUGAUCUGUGUUUUAAUGUUUGGUUAGAACGAGUACCUUUUUGCAGAUUUUAUAGAUGGAAUACUAUUGCAAAUGGCUAGAGGGGAAGGGAAACCUACAGCUUUAAUCUCUGUUAAAGUGUCAGCAGAGGAAAGAUGGCAGAUGGCACUAGUUAGCACUGUGGCCAACCAGCUGAAAUUCUACAUUCCUACAUUUAAAUAAUGAAGAAUUUAUUAAAUAAUAUUGCACAUGUAUAAACUAAUAGCAUUAAUAACCAUUUUUAAAAUAAAUAAAACAUGUUUACAAUGACAACGUAUAUUUAGCUAAUGUUUUACUUCCAGCUAAAUUAUUACAAGCAGAAUUAGUGUUAUUUUCAGGAUACACCUUUUUUUUAAGCCAGGAAAAUUAUUUGCAUGUCUUGUGGUCAGGGUAGCAACAGCCAAAGCUUUCUUAAAAGGAGGACAGAAGGGCCCUUGAUUUGAUUAAGCUAAUCCUAUACAUGCCUACUGAGAUGUAGUUUCCACGAAAAUCAGUGGGGCUUGUCCCUAGAUUGCCAGGCACAGGACUGCAGCCUUAGCAAACAAAAAAGUCAUAGGCAAACAGGAGAAUCUGGGAUAUGAUCCAGGCAAAGAGAAAGAAGCAAGGUUAAAAUUUAUUUCAGUAGGAGAGAAAAGUAAACUCCUCUAUAAUUCAUCUAUUGAAAGAUGAAAUUCAACAGGAAUCUUAUUCAUAUUUAUUCCAAUAUAAGAACCAAAUAAAACAUAAUUUUAAUUGUGUGAAUGUAAUUAG